GUGGGAUUAAAUCUGCCGUCAUCCCUGCGGUGUGUUUAUUCCGGAUGUGCGCACCAUGAGGGCAGGGAGACGGUGUAUAUACGUACAGAAGCUGUGAUGAUCUGAGAACAGUGCAGCGGGACGAUUCACCGGCUUCUGGUCAUGACUGAAGCGCGAGCGCUUUACGUUAGUUGGCUGUUUGGUGAAGUAAAAUCCCAAACAGUCGGUUUUAGCUAAACUAGCUAUCUGGUUUUAUCAGCUGGUGCUGGAGAGAAGACAUGCGUGAAGAUGUGGAUGAAUUUUAAACAGUGAGGGAAAAAAAUUGAAAGUGUCUAAACUCGGCUCUGAAUUCAUGGACACUAGUUUAGAAUUAGCACAAAUGCUAACAGCCUUAUAAGAGAAGCGGGAAGAUCAAACGCAGCUAAUUGCCUCAGCUUGCUAACCGUCAUUUGUAACCGCUGUAACGGCUACAUGUAUAAAGUGCUCAUUAUUUUGUCGGAAACCUGUUUAUUUUUCUAUUCUAUCACUUUCCGAGCUCGGAUACCUAAUGUUUGUUUAUUUCUAGCCGGAUAAAUGACCUCCUAAUUUCCAUUUUAAGCUAGGUUAGCUUAAAGCUAGCUAGCUAGUUUGUUUGUUUUGUGGUUAUUAUGACAUCCGGAGAUUCGAACACAAAACCUUUCCUGUUACACGCUUUAUCAGUUUGUGGGAUUUUUAAACUUCACGGUGUGAAAAUUUCAUCUGGAAAGCGACUCGAAGCUAUGAUCGUCUGAGCCGAUUUAACUUCUCAGCUGUCUUCACUGUUUGCACCGAAAAUGAAGAGGACAGAGAAUAAAAAUAAGAGGAAAUUGUGCAGCAACGAGCAACAGUCCAGUGGCUCUGAAGGAAAAAAUGGGAAGGAGGUGGUAGUGCAGCCUACCCUGAUCUUUCGAAAGCUGAGUAACCCAGACUUAUCCACUGCUGCAGGAAAGACCAAACUCCAGCGGCAACUCAGCCAGGAUGAGAGUCGAGCCCGCCGCAGUAGCAUGGCUGCCGGCCUAACUGGGAAGCAGCUCCUGCCUCUGUCUAGCAGCAUGCACAGCGGUGUGAGUCAGCUGGCCUGGCAACAGCAGGCAGGAGAACCAAACAACCUCAUCCGCAUGAGGAACCAGUCCCUGGGUCAGUCUGCUCCGUCUCUAUCCGCAGGACUGAAGGAGCUGAGCCUUCCCCGAAGAGGCAGUUUUUGUCGAACGAGCAACAGGAAGAGCCUGAUAGUGACCUCCAGCACCUCUCCAACUCUACCCAGACCUCACUCACCGCUACACGGACAUACUGGGAGCAGCCCGCUGGACAGCCCACGCAAUUUCUCCCCCAACACCGCAGCCCACUUCUCCUUCAUUCCUGCUCGCAGUCACGGGCACAGGGCUGACAGGACGGAUGGCCGGCGCUGGUCUCUCGCCUCCCUGCCCUCUUCAGGGUACGGAACCAACACUCCCAGCUCAACAGUCUCAUCAUCAUGUUCAUCCCAGGAGAAGCUGCACCAGCUGCCCUUCCAGCCCACCGCAGACGAGCUGCACUUCCUCACAAAGCACUUCAGCUCAGAGAGCAUCACUGACGAAGAGGGCAGGAGAUCCCCAGCCAUGCGGCCGCGCUCCCGCAGCCUCAGCCCUGGGCGCUCUCCCAUAUCCUUUGACCAUGAGAUCGUCAUGAUGAACCAUGUUUACAAAGAGCGUUUCCCAAAGGCCACGGCUCAGAUGGAGGUGCGUCUGGCCGAGUUCCUGUCCUCCUCAGCUCCAGAGAAGGUCAUGCAUUUGGCAGAUGGCGUCUUGAGCUUCAUCCACCACCAGGUGAUUGAGCUGUCCCGAGACUGCCUGGAGAAAUCGCGCGAGGGCCUCAUCACCUCCCGCUACUUCUAUGAGCUGCAGGAGAACCUGGAGAAACUGCUGCAGGAUGCUCAUGAGCGUUCGGAGAGUGUGGAGGUGACCUUCGUCACCCAGCUCAUUAAGAGGCUGAUGAUCAUCAUUGCUCGGCCUGCCCGGCUGCUGGAGUGUCUGGAAUUUGACCCUGAGGAGUUCUAUCACCUGCUGGAAGCUGCAGAAGGCCAUGCAAAAGAAGGCCAGGGAAUCAAAUCGGACAUCCCUCGUUACAUCAUCAGUCAGCUGGGUCUUACUAGAGACCCCUUGGAAGAAAUGGCCCAGCUGACCAGUUAUGACAGUGGAAACUCAGAAACACCAGAGAAUGAAUGCACUGAUUCGUCAGAGAAUCGAGGUGCGACAGCGCAGCCACCUCAGCCCCAGCCUAAGACCAAAACACCAAGAGAGGAGGACUUUGAGACCAUCAAACUCAUCAGUAACGGAGCUUACGGGGCUGUGUUUUUAGUGAGGCAUAAAGAGACACGUCAGCGUUUUGCCAUGAAAAAGAUCAACAAGCAGAACUUGAUUCUAAGGAACCAGAUCCAGCAAGCGUUUGUAGAGAGGGACAUCCUCACGUUUGCAGAGAAUCCAUUUGUCGUCAGCUUUUUCUGCUCUUUCGAAACUCGCAGACACCUCUGCAUGGUCAUGGAGUAUGUGGAGGGUGGGGACUGUGCCACUCUACUAAAGCACAUUGGUGCUCUGCCUGUGGAUAUGGCACGCAUGUACUUUGCUGAAACUGUACUGGCACUGGAAUACUUGCACAACUAUGGCAUUGUACACCGUGACCUCAAACCUGACAAUCUUCUAAUCACUUCAAUGGGACACAUCAAACUGACCGACUUUGGUCUGUCGAAGAUUGGCCUUAUGAGUCUCACCACUAACCUGUACGAGGGCCACAUUGAGAAAGAUGCACGCGAAUUCUUAGAUAAACAGGUGUGUGGUACACCUGAAUAUAUCGCCCCGGAGGUGAUACUCAGACAGGGUUAUGGGAAACCGGUGGACUGGUGGGCCAUGGGAGUCAUCCUGUAUGAGUUUCUGGUGGGCUGUGCUCCUUUCUUCGGAGACACCCCAGAGGAGCUGUUUGGACAAGUUAUCAGUGAUGAGAGAGUGUGGCCUGAGGGGGAUGAAGCUCUACCUCCAGACGCUCAAGACCUCAUCUCUAAACUGCUUCUACAAAACCCAAUGGAGCGACUGGGAACAGGAAGUGCAUUUGAGGUGAAGCAACACAGGUUUUUCAUUGAUCUGGACUGGAACAGUCUCCUGAGGCAGAAAGCUGAGUUUAUUCCGCAGCUCGAGUCUGAGGAGGAUACCAGCUACUUUGACACUCGCUCGGACAGAUAUCACCAUGUGGACUCUGAGGAAGAGGAGGAUACAAAUGAUGAUGAGCACGUGGAGAUCCGCCAGUUCUCCUCCUGCUCCCCACGAUUUAAUAAGGUCUACAGCAGUAUGGAGCGUUUGUCCCUACAUGAAGAGAAGCGCACUCCUCCUCCCACUAAACGCAGCCUCAGUGAGGAGGGCGGUGAGCGACUCGAUAGCCUCAGUAGCCUCAAGUCUCGAGACCGCAGCUGGAUGGUGGGCUCACCUGAAAUCCUGCGUAAACGCCUGUCAGUGUCCGAGUCUUCACACACUGAGAGCGACUCCAGCCCCCCUCUAACAGUGCGCCGUCGCUGCUGCUCUGCAAUCAUUGAAAUGCCUCGGUUCGCCAUCUCCACCGAGGAAGAGAGCACCAGGAAGACUCCAAUCAGGGCUCAGCGCAGUGAAGAGCUCCCUUCUGCUAUCCCAGAACUCCCAGUGGAGAGGGAGCUCCGACUGGAUGAGUCUCCCAUUACGCCAGGCUCCACUUCAAGCCAAGCCACUCGUGGAACACUCACACCUGGUGAUUCCUUGGAUAGAGGCUCUCCUCGCUGCAGCAGUAACGAAGGAGCAGAUAAUUCCACUCCCAAAGCCAUAAGCGACCUGGCAGUCCGUCGAGCUCGCCAUAGACUGCUGUCAGGAGACACAGAGAAACACACGUCACGGCCACUCAACAAGGUCAUCAAAUCAGCCUCAGCCACUGCACUGUCGCUCAUGAUUCCUACAGAGCACCAUGGAGCCUCUCCUCUGGCUAGCCCCAUGUCUCCUCACUCCCUGUCCUCCAAUCCAUCGUCUCGGGACUCAUCUCCCAGCAGGGACCCAUCAUCGGCUGUUUGCAGUGUGAAACCUGCCAUCGUUAUCCACCGAGCAGGCAAGAAGUAUGGCUUCACGCUGCGCGCCAUCCGUGUCUACAUGGGAGACACUGAUAUCUACACCGUACACCAUAUGGUCUGGCAUGUGGAGGAGGGAGGACCAGCUCAUGUAGCAGGUUUAAGAGAGGGAGACCUUAUAACACACGUAAACGGAGAAGCGGUCCACGGCUUCGUUCACACUGAGGUUGUGGAGCUCAUUCUCAAGAGUGGAAAUAAGGUGUCAAUAUCAGCCACUCCCUUUGAGAACACAUCCAUUAAGGUCGGUCCAGCUCGUAAAAGCAGCUACAAGUCUAAAAUGGCUCGGCGGAAUAAGAAGACCAAAACAAGAGAGGGACAGGACAGUAAAAAGAAGAACUCCCUAUUUCGGAAGAUUACUAAGCAGGCAUCUCUCCUGCACACCAGCCGCAGCUUGUCCUCUCUAAAUCGUUCUGUGUCAUCGGGGGAGAGUGUACCUGGAUCUCCCACACACAUGUCCCCUCGCUCCCCAACACAGGGCUAUCGCUCCACACCGGAUUCUUCCCACUCUGUUGGGGGAAAUUCAUCUCAGAGCAGCUCUCCCAGUUCCAGCGUGCCAAACUCUCCUGCCAGCUCUGGUCAGAUCCGGCCUAGUUCUCUACAUGGCCUGGCCCCAAAGCUGCAGCGCCAGUACCGCUCCCCUCGACGUAAGUCUGCUGGUAACAUUCCUCUGUCGCCGCUGGCCCGCACUCCCUCACCAACGCCCCAGAGCACCUCCCCUCAGCGCUCCCCUUCUCCACUGCCCAGCCAUGCACUUUUAAGCUCUUCCAUCGGUCAGUCCUUUCCGGUAAAACUACACUCUUCUCCUCCCUUAGUGCGCCAGAUUGCUCGUCCGAAGAGUGCCGACCCACCUCGCUCUCCUCUUCUGAAACGUGUUCAGUCAGCUGAGAAACUAGCAGCCUCACUCUCGUCAUCCUCGUCAUCUCCCUCUCCUUCAUCUGCUUCCGAUAAGAAGUUGCCGGUGGGUGCUGGUCGCAAGCACAGUCUGGAGAUCUCGCACACAGAAUUUAAAAAGGAGAUUCUCCAGCGGGAGCCAAGUUUGCAGAGCUUGCAAGAGUGCACUAGCGAGACUCUUCUUGGAGGCAGGGUGUCUCCAGCAGAAAAGGGAACUCUGCAGAAGCCUUUAGCCCGGAAGCUAGGGCGGCAGGAGGGGCCUGACUCAGCCACUGGAUCGCUAGGGCUGGCUCCUGGUAAGAGCAAGCUGAAGGACAAGCUGUCGGCUAUCCGUCAGGACCGUGCCGAACGGAGAGAGUCUCUUCAGAAGCAGGAUGCCAUCCAUGAAGUGGAUUCUUCAGAGGAUGAGACAGAUGAGGGUUCAGAAGAUAGUCAGGAUGGACGCAGGACAACUUUUGUCCCUCCUUGCCAUGUGCUUCGGCCCACAAGCGUGAUAGGAUCCCCACGGCUGGCUGCUUUAACUGCAUCCACAGUGGCUCAGCUCAGCUCCCCACAGCUCAGUCAAGGGCUACAGGCCCAAAACCAGACACAAAGCCAGCCUCCAUCAUUGGCAGAAGCUAAUGCUUCUGAGCAACAACCCACCCAGACCUUGAUAUCUACUCCCACUGCAGCCUCUACCUCAGCACUACCAGAAAAUUCCAGCGAGAGACGGGGAAAGGUUCAGGAUUCUGUGUCCAGCAGUAAAACACCUGGUCCUCAACCCAGCUCUCUGACCAGCACUUUUUCUACACCUGGUAGUGCAUUUACCACAGUUAGCAAGGACCCAUUUGUCAAACCCUCAGCACCCCCUCAAGACCGUAGGACUGCCAAAGUGAGCAGCAAGCAAGAGCCCAGCAUGGUGCCUGCCCGCGAACCUCAAAUCCCUACUCCUUCUACUGGGGGCAUCACUAAGGAGAAGAAGGAGGCAGACAACCGGAGACAAGCAGCAGCUGCCGCGGCUGCUGCCUCCUCUUCCUCCUCCAUCUCCACAGCUGCUGAGAGUGGAGUGGAUAAAGUGGUUUCCCAGCUGGCCACCGUGGCCAAAAGUGUGCUAGGGCCGGUAAAGCUCAACAUACCAGGGACCAAAGAAACCACCGAUCGGAGCAAAGAUGCCAGACCACAGUCAGACAUGGCGCACCCAAAAAGCAAAGAUUCACAUUUAAACAGUUCUCAUUCUCCUGAAAAGACUUUUCCAUCUGUUGCUUCUGUUUCCCAAACAGGGAGACAGUCUGAAUCACCCGCUCUACAGUCCCCUGCAAUAUCUGAGUUACCUUCAACUUCACAGAGGUUGCAAGAGACUGCAGUAGCUUCAAAGAGGCCUUCUGCCCCAAAAGACUGCUCAUCAGACCUAGGAGUGCCCCAAGACCGGCCAGCAACUCCAUGGAGCAGUGCCUCAGAGAGGCCCAGCUCUGAAGCCCAUUCCCAAAGCCAGGCCAAACCUACUUCCUCCACAAAGCAAGACAAAUCCAGCAAGAAGACAUAGCAGCCCUGCACAAAACAAAAUGGCAACUCACCUAGCAUGCAUGUUGAAAAACAAAACAUUAUACUUCACACUAAUCGUGAGAGGAAAGAAGUGAAAGAAGAAAAUAGAAGCAAAGAAGCUCAUUCAUUGUGAAUUGUUUUGUAGUGAGUGAAGGCUUUGGAUUGCUUUUAUUUUCCACUUUACCACUUUUUUCAGCAUUGUUUUAUUAUGUUCAGAAAAAAAGAAAAUACGGGGCUAGAAAUAAACUGUUUGAAAAACAAAAACUAACAUUCGGUGUGUUUUUACUUGAAUAUUAGGUUCUUAUUUUAUUUGCUGUUUUAGAUCUAGUGGUGCCUUAAUAUAAACCUAAAAGUCCUCCCUUAAGUCCUAUGCCAUUCGUUGAUGGAGGAAAAAUGUAUCUCAGCAAUAAAAUCAUCGUAUGGUUAGUUUCUAUUAAUGUAGUCAAAUCCUGCAUUAGGUUGGCUGAAAGCCACCACUUCAUUUUCCAUCAGUUGCUAUUAUAGUGACAACAGUUUGAGUACCGUACAAAUUGUAUGGCAGAUUUCUGAUCAGUUUGGAAUAAUUAAAAAAGUGACCUCUCACUCAUGAUAAAGUUAAUUGCUUUAUUGUGUGUUUUAUUUCCACAAUAGAGCAUAUAAUAUUUAAAACAGGUUUCCGAGAUUAAGUGAAAUUAAGUUUAAAUUAGUGAAUUAUGAUUCAAUAAAUAAAUAAAUAAAUAAAUAAAUAAAUAAACAUCACAUAAUUUUUCCGUAACUCCUCGUACACACGUUAUACUGAAACGUAUUUCCUCUGGCAGGUUAAGUGUGUUCUUAAACAUCUUGCCUCAUGUACAUGCUUGAUGUAUAGAUGAUCGUAUACGAUGGACAGAUUAAUGGCAUCGUCUAAUUUUAACGUCCGUAUUCAAAAUGUAAAAGCACUUCAAAUUGGAAAUGUUUUGUUGUUUUUAUUUCUAGCCCCCGCUCUCUCUUUUUUUUUUUUAUUGUUAUUAAUAACAACUGAAACGUUUUUAUUUUUAGGAUCUGGACCAACUUGCUGUGUUUUUUUCUGUAUAUUUGCCACUUUUAAAGUCAGAAAACUUGUACAGGCUUGAUGAUUGAGUGUGUGUGCGUGUGUGUGUGUGUGUGCGCGCGCACGUGUGUGCUUAUAUAAAUGAAUAUUUAAUGUUCUGUGUCGGUUUUAUAUCCGAGUGUAUUGGGAGUGUAUCAUGGAAUACGUUUUGUCUUUGCCAUUUCAGCUGAGUCUGAUUUAGACAUUUAUUACUAGCAGGCAAGGAUGUAUUUGCACAAUCCCUUUUUACUUUGUGUCAUAUGAAAAUGAAAUCUAAUAAAAUUCAGUCCAGUCAGAUCCCAGGGCUUGUGGGGGGGUCAAGGGGUUUGACCAAUCAUUUAACCCCUUGUUACCUGUCAUGUUAUGUGGCUAGAUUUGUGUUUACACCAACCUGAGUGAAUUUAAGUGGAAGUUAAAGUGCACUCUCCUGUUUCACCACAAUCAUACUGUUGUUUUGUUUUUGUUUGUUUUUUUAGCCUGGUAGUGCUGACAUUUACAAAAUAUCAAAUACUACUUUCAUUUACUGUUUUAUCACCAAUGUAAUUGUUAGAUAUUUGCCAAUGAAGACUCUGAUCCAGACUCUGAUCUCUGAUAACUGAUCCAGAUUUUUUUUUUUUUUUUUUUUAUUGAUUAAUUGCUGCGUAUUCCUGAAUGUCAUUUCGUAGCGUAUCUGUCACAGUUUAAAAACAAACCCACUGUAGUUUGCAGCUAAUUUAUUUUUACCGAUUUUUCUUAUCAUCAUCUUAAUAAGGAGAAAUUAGUCACGUGAUAGUCUGUACAGUUAUUCAGAAAUGUUAUGUCUGUAUGAAAUGAAAAGCUCUUGAUGGCUCUUGAGAGCCAGAAGCUUCAUUUCGAGCUUCACAGUUUCUGUGAGUAUUUUACAUUUUGUGUCUGAUUGUCAAAUUUGGCAUUUUGCCAUAAUGCAUCCAACGUGGCUCUCUCCUGAAUUCACAGCUUGAUGCACAGGAGAAAACAUUGAGCUGCAACAAUUUGUUCCUUUCAGAAGAUAUCUGACAAAAAUCCUGUACCUCUUUAUUAGGACUGAGUGUAGGAUAGAAGCUAGAGUGUGGACAUGGUAGGAUCUUAAAAAAAAAAAAGGUUUUAGUGGCUUAUUUUAACCAUAAUCUAUGGACUGCAACAGCUUUUCCUGCUUUAACACCUUAACUAAGAUUUUUCUUAGUGAGAUUAUUUAAUCAAAAAUCUCCCUUUUGAAAUAACAACAAAUUUAGAAAAGCUGAAAUUAUUAUUAUUAUUAUUAUUAUUAUAUUUUGGUGAUCUCAUUCGCACUUAAACUGACCAACCGUUCACACACUGUACAAUCUUUACGACUGGGACAAACUUCUAUGUUUCUAACUAGAGUUUCUAGGUUCUUUACAGUCCACAGCUUAUGGUUAAGUAUUAGAAUUAUACCAUGUUACUGUAAUGUUAAUAUAGUAUAAUAGCCAAGAAAUGUUCUCUGGAAAUAUUAGGAGCAAAAAAGUGUCUGAGCUUUGACUUUUUGGGCUAACUGUGGUAUGUAUUGUACUCGCACACUCGCUGUUGGAUAAUUAUGCUAUAGGGUCCGAUUUGGCUAAAGUGCCAGAAUCCUGUGGAUUUGUUCACUAAUAACACUUGCAGGCAUAUGGCAUCACACACACACACACACACACACACACACACACACACACACACACACACUGUGGGCGUGUAAUGCUUUACAGCCAGCCCUUCUCACUGAAACCACUCAAGCAGCAGUAAAUAAAAGUCAUGCUGCAUAUAAGAAGUAUAUGAAAUAUCAGCUGGACCGAAUAGGUGCUACGCCACUUUCCUUAGGGAUUUCCUCAGUACGUGGAGAUUACAACAUAUGUCUUGUGUUCUGUUUUUAUUCCCCCGAGACAGGUUGUACAAUAACGAAUGAACAGAGAUGGAUUUGAAAAAAAAAAAAAGAAAAACCUGCUAGUUAAACCAGUGCAAUAUCUUUUUAAUUUCUGUUUGUGGUAAGACGCAUGUUUGUUGUAACUCCUUCCUU
Messenger RNA from Tachysurus vachellii, 9579 nucleotides. It is a transcript of the gene mast2, whose product is annotated as microtubule associated serine/threonine kinase 2. NCBI's taxonomy places the organism in Eukaryota, Metazoa, Chordata, Actinopteri, Siluriformes, Bagridae. Gene Ontology annotation, biological process: intracellular signal transduction; peptidyl-serine phosphorylation. Gene Ontology annotation, cellular component: microtubule cytoskeleton. The record is from RefSeq and is a predicted model, not a curated record. Gene Ontology annotation, molecular function: ATP binding; protein serine/threonine kinase activity; magnesium ion binding. Bases 792 to 6524 code for a protein of 1910 amino acids. The transcript is spliced from 30 exons.